AUGGCUUCAUAUGUUUACACAGAACUUCAAGCUAAAGUGGAUGAGUUGAGGUUGGUAUUUUUACAGCCGGGCAGCUACCACGACGCUCUUAGGUGCAAAAUUGCUCAUUAUCCAAUUUUCGAUCCAGUGACACCUAUCAAGGAUGAACGGUUACCUGUCAGCGAACUGCAGAAAACUCUCUCAGAUGGCUGGACAGUGGACCAGACUUUGGAUGGACGAUAUCUGUUCAUGAGUCCACGCAACUCAGGAAUCCCUAAUUCUUGGAAGCACCCAGAUGCCGGUUAUAACGUAAAAGCGUAUGAGCUGCCGAAGCGUUCUGCUGAAGAUAGCUUCUCGUGGCACGUACCUCCAUAUGAGGCCUUGUCUUAUUGCUGGGGGACCAAUGACAACGAAGAAUACAUCCACGUUACCAACCCAGCCGAACCCCUUCAAACAUCAUCCUAUUUACGGAUCCGGGAUAAUCUCGCCACAGCAUUAAGGCAUCUUAGAUAUCCUGAUCGGGAGCGCACAUUUUGGGUCGACGCUAUCUCUAUCAACCAAGUCAAUCUUGGUGAACGCGGCCGACAGGUUAAGCAAAUGAGUCAGAUUUAUCCUCGUUCCGACAAUGUUAUAAUCUGGUUAGGCAUCGAGUCCGAAGACAGCACACAUGCGCUAGAGACGUUGAAUUAUUUCAGCGAACAGGUGGAAUACGUCAUCUCUCAUCGAUGGGGCGAUGCACCAAACGCGCAGGAGCGCGACUGGUGGCGAGACGGGUACGCACUGCCCUAUGAAAAGAAGAGCUGGAAAUCAAUCUUGUCGCUGCUGAAUCGGCCGUGGUUUGAAAGAGUCUGGGUUCUGCAGGAAGCUCUUUCGUGCGACCGAGUGCUACUUCAGUGUGGGCGAGACAACAUUCCUUGGGUCAAUGUGCGCAAAGCAUUGCUGGUUUUCAGACAGAAAACAAGCAUAUUACCGCCUGAAAUCAGGGAUCGCCUCCUCCCAUAUGCACGAGGCUUGAUGGCACCACCGCUUGCUUCAACUGAGCACUUACUCCUCUGGACGCGAAAUCAGAGAUGCACAGACCCUCGAGACAAGAUUUAUGGAAUCUUGGGCCUUCUAGAUCCUAGAAUUGUUGCCAAGAUUGAGGUAGACUAUUCAACUCCUGUCUGGAAGACAUACUUGCAGCUCGUAUUAGCUGAGAUGGAAGUCUACCAAAAAUUGAAUAUGAUCAACCACUGCAACAUUACAACGCGCUGUGAGGGAUAUCCAUCGUGGGUGCCAAACUUGGCUCAGCCAAUUGAAGGUGCAAAUACAGGAUAUUUGAGCAUUCGAAGAUUUCAUGCCUCCGCACGUUCCAGCGCUGUUGCAAACCUCAUCGAGCCAGAUUAUCAUCUGCAAGUCGCUGGAAGGCGUGUUGCCACCAUCACUUGUGUAGGCCGUAACUUGAGUGGUACAUUUGCAGAAGUCAUCGACGAGAUCUUUCAUUGGGCCCCUAAAAAGCCAGAAAGCGAGAUAUACGUCUCAGGAGGGCUUUCCAUUGAUGCAUAUGUUGAAGUGCUAGUACGUGGCAGAACCAGCGACAGAGCUCUGGGCGAUAACCCGUGCCCAUCUAUUAGGCGGCUUAGAGAGCUCUUGCGUCAACUACUAGCUAGUGCUGAACUUGAUGACGAAGUGGCACGUGGAUUCAAAGACUGCUUUUUCGCGAAUGAAAGCCUCUUUUCUACUAGAGAGGGGUACCUGGGUGUUUCCGCAAAAGGCCUUCGUGAAGACGACGAAAUAGCUGUGAUUCUUGGAUGCGACUUCCCAUUGAUCCUACGACCUAAAGGUUCCAACAAAUACGAGGUCGUUGGGCCGUGCUUCGUGCAUGGGCUGAUGCUCGGCGAGGCCUUGAAGCCGCCACUGGAGCCGCCUUGGAAAGAUGUCCUGCCUGUCACCCGAGGCUGGGCGCUACCAUACUUGAUCAACACAGACACAGGCGUGCUGUUGAAGAGUGAUCCACGGCUUGGAUUGUUACCUACUGGUUGGGAAGAGGUGACGUCGCUCGAUCCUUUUUUGCCACCUUUCGUAUUCGAGAAUAAAGAGAAGAGAGACAUCAGCAUGAAUGAUCCGAGGAUGUCAGCAGAAGCUAUCAAGAGAAGAGGCAUAGAACUGGAGACUUUAGAGUUAAUGUGA
This is a messenger RNA of Penicillium malachiteum, 2148 nucleotides long. Its product is annotated as HET domain-containing protein. Bases 1 to 2148 code for a protein of 715 amino acids. NCBI's taxonomy places the organism in Eukaryota, Fungi, Ascomycota, Eurotiomycetes, Eurotiales, Aspergillaceae. The transcript is spliced from 2 exons. The record is from RefSeq and is a predicted model, not a curated record.